AUGAAAGAAUUGAAGAACAAGCGAGAGACGCCCCACAAUCAUGUAAACAUAGCCUAUAGAAUAGCAAACAUAUAUGCCUAUCUGGAGCAUGAGGGGAGCACCCACAUUUUGGUCUUUCCCUUUUGUUUGUUCUUCACCCUGGACAGGAACGAGCUGUACAGGGCGAGCAUCUCCAUCGUUUCGCUGGUCGUCGAGCUGAACAGCGACGUUUUGAAUUUGCUGAGGGGGUUGUUUGGGGACCGCCGGGAAAGUGCGCAGGUGGGGAGCGGCAGCACGAGCGAAGCUGUGUACUUCUCAUCGGAGGAGUUCCCACAGGAGCAGUUCCCGUGGGGGAAAUUCCCACCGGGGGGAACUCCUCUUCGUUACCAGCAGGGGAGAGAAAGCAGUGAAGACGAACCGACGGUGAAAGCCCACGCAAAGGAGGACCUCAUGUCCAUGCAAGAAGAACUGAACUUCCUCUUCGGGGCUCUGGAAGUUUUUUUUGAAAACGACCAAGUGGCGAAUGAGACGAAUGAGGAAGACGGCUAUGUGAGCUCCUCCUUCAGCGUUACCUACGUAUUAAAUUUUUUUAUUAAUGUGCAGUUGAGAUUUGCCUGCCGCUGCGUAAACCUCUUCCUCUUCCUGCGCAAUGAGGGAACACCUAAUGCGAAGAAGCAGAAGAAGAAGAAGCGGAAGAAAAAAAUAUCGAAUGCCAUAAGCUUUUUGCAGACGGACGAGGCGGGGUCGAACCGGCUGGACCACUCGAAAGGCACAGACAGGUACGUCGAAGCAGUUCAUUUCAAGUUCACAUCUGAGAGGAUCGUUUUUCACUUUUUUGCCACGAAGAAGAAAAGGGACUACCUCCUUAAGAACAAACUGUCCGUAUGCGGCUUCUCUUCAUUUGGUGAUUUUAACAUCCGUGCGGUUCCUUUGCGGUUUGAAGCCCUCAGGGGGGUCAGGGUGUACUCGCUUGCUGACCAUGGGGGGGAGAGGAAGCUCGUAAGGUUGAGGCCGUGUGGCGGGCGCAUCCCGGGGGGCGUUGUAGGGAGGGAAAGAAGUUACAUUGGAGGGGUUCACUCGAAUGGUCACUCUGAUCCUAACUGCUCCUCCCACGGGAAGUGCCGCCCCCCCGCGCUCACGCUGAAACACCAGUGCCAGCUGACCCACUCGGGGGAGCUCAAAAGACACGGCGUGAAGAACAAGCACGUAGUUGCAUGCUCCCUGGAGAGGCUGGACCUGUACGUGCACGACGUCUUCCUGAACGUGGCCUACUACGCGUACGUCCAUUUGUGGGCAGUGAAAACAGGGGAAGCUUAUCACGGAGGGACCAAUCAUCUGACAAAGGGACCCCUCAGAAACGUCUUCCCAUCCGAAUCUCACCUUCUUCAGAUGCGAAGGAACAACAACACCUUCUACAGAUCUGUUACGAAGAAAAUGUUAAGACUUUUCUUUUACUUCAUCGCAAAGAGAAUUACCUGCUCGUUUCUUUUCACGGACAAGAGGGACAUGGCCGGGGGGGAGCAGCGACUCUCCUUGGGUGUGGCGAAGAGGCAUUUCAAGAUCGGGACAAAUUGCCUUGUUGUGAAGCUGAGGAGUCACCUUGUGAGCAUCGAAACGGUGAAGGAGUCGGGCGGGCAGCACUGGGGGGAAGCAAUAAAGGAAUUAGCAGAGGUGGCAGCCCAAAACACUAUCGCUGAGGAUGAAGAAGCGGUAAACGCUAUCGCUGAGGAAGAAUCCGUGGGAACCUCCCCCGGGGGAAAGGCCCACCAACUUCCUCCCAUGCAAAGACACCUUGGCAAAAGAACCCACCAAAGGACAAAACGACGACUCGCAGGAGGGUGCAACACGCGCGGUAGGCGCCAUUUCUACGUGUGUAAGUUGUCCUUCCACAUGUUGGUAAAGGAGACCACUGUAGUGAGGUACAUCGUGGGGGGGGCGGGAGUGAAGAAGGGGAAGCAACGCACAGGGGAGGCGAACCAUCUGGGAGGAGAAGACGGUACUGUGGAGAAGCGAGCGCUUUCCAGGACCUCCCUUACGGGGGCGGCCCCCCCCAUUGGUUCACACCACCACGCAUCGGAACGCAGCCUAAUUUGGAGAGAGGCAUCGACCGAAGUGGUGAACAUACAGCCGAUCGGUAACCCCCCCCCACGGAGCGUUCCCCACGCAGGAACGAGCAAACCGAAGAGAAGAAACGUGUUCGUGAAGAUCGAGGGAAUCAAUUUGAUCCUGUCGGACCCACUCAACAUGGCGAUUUACCUGAACAUCCACAGGGUUCGCAUAUCUUCACAUGUGAGCUUCUUAAAUUUGUUAAAAGGGUACAUCGAAGCGAUUAAGGAGAACUUCCAGAACCCGUUUUUUAGAACCCGUUUUCCGCUUGAUAGAUGCACGAGUGGUAGAAGCGCAGCUGAAGAGGUCAGAGAUUUUAUAAACAGGAGGAACAAGUAUGCCCAUGGGGGGUACCAACGGGGCGCAGGGGAGAAGCGCAUUGGGGGUGGCCUCACCAAGGGAAGCCUCACAAGGGGAAGUCUCACCAAGGGCGCACCCCCCGCGGGAGAGGUCCACCCAGUGGAAGGGAACGGAAGAAAGAACCCACCCAUGUGGUACGAACCGUUUGGAGGUCUCUUCCAAGUGAGAAAAGCACACAUUGAUGUAAACAGGGUCACCUGGAGCUGCACCUACUUUGUGCGUCCACUUGGGGGGGAAGGGAUCAUCCGAAGUGGGGGUGCUGACUCUUCAGGUGAAGCGGCUAACAAGGGGAGGAAGAAGAAGCUGAGGAUGCUGAGGAAGAAGGGGAAGAAGAAGGGGAAGGAAAAACUGCUGCUGAAAAUAAAAAAAGGGACGUUCGUUUUUGCUCGCAGUUGCCAAGGCACCACUCAGAGGAGGCAACUCCUGCAAGUGGCUUCUCUCACGCGAGGUAAGCUCUUUGACGUCCACUUGUUCUUGAAAGGGCUGGAGGAUGGGAAGAAGUUCCUCAUUUUUCAGGCUGAUUAUCUGCACCUGGGGAGCCAAGUGAGGUUUGAGCUCCCCGCGAGGGAGGGGGGAAGUCACCCCCACCAAGUGUAUGUCAAAGCGGUACUAAAAUCGUAUAGCAGUAGGGGAGAGAAGGGGGGCGAUGGACACGUCGGAGGCAACUCCUCCUUCAACGUCUUCCUGAACGAGGGGAACAUCAUCUCGUUGGUUAAUCUAUACGUGUGCGUGGUGGAGCUGGGCGUCAAGGCGCAGCGCCUCCUGCGCAGGUACGGCUUGGGUGGAAGAAAUGCGCUGCUCAAAUCCGUGCGCUUCAAACUGAAGAAUAUAUUUUUGCUGUUCCACGCGGGCAGACAGAACGCCUUCCUGGGGGCGUACGUAGGCGGCCUCAAGGGGGAGCUCACGAGGAAGGGGAGCGGAGGAAGCAGACAGAAGAAGACGCACCGUUUUAGGUACCUACACGAGUGUAAGGAACUGCUCCUGUUCAGCAGCAACGACUAUUUUGAUGCGAAGGGGAAGGUGUACCUGUUCGAAAUGUUUAACUCCUUGUCGAGGCGGAACUACCAGAAUUGUAUGAACAUGUUCAUAUUUUUUUUAAAAAAAGAAAAAGAAAAUUUUGAAGCGAGCAAUUUGAGGAGGAGGAGGAGUAGCAGUAGUAGGGUAAAAUGCAUUGAGGGGGUCAGGGCGGUUGGCCAGCAAUGCAACAACGGGGUGAUGCUCAUCAGGAGAAGCCUCCCAACUGGAGAGAACAAACUUGUCGACCGGGUUAAGAAAACACAAACGGUGCUAAGCAAGCGGAGAGGUAGCCCUGUUAUGAGGAGUGACCGGAUGGCCAUUAAAGGGUUAGGACGCACACAGGAGAGAGAGGAAGGAGUAGGGGUGCCACUUCGAACGGGAGGGAAACGACUAAACAGACGGAGAACAAAACGAUGUGCUCCUCCCCCAACUGACGUGGCAACCGUUUUGAAGAGAGCAGGUGCAAACAGGAAGGAGCUGCUCAGGGAGUACCUCACCAAUGUUGCCUAUUACGAAAGGAAGUUUAAAGAAGAGCAGAGGAAGGGUGGCACCACCCUGUUCGUCAACAGAUGUGUAGAUGCCACUGUUGAAAGAAGAGCUGCUUGCAUGUGGAGUGCAUUAGAGUUCUUAGAAGGGAGAGCCAAAGUGAUCGCCGCGAAGGAGGUUACCCCAAAUGGCAAACUGAUUGUGCAUCUGAAACACUCUGUGAAGGGAGACCCCGUGUUGAACCUCACCAUCAAGCACACGUUUAGAGACGUCUGUUUCUUCCUCCCCAUGCACACCCUUGUUCAGUUUUACAAAAUUGUGAGCACGUCCAAAAUGGGGAGAGCGUUUCAGUUGCUGUCCGUUGGGAGAUUCAGUCAGACGAAACAACAUGGGGAUGCAACUCAGGGUAGGAAAAAAAAAAAAAACCUUUUUCUUUCCUACCACUUUAAAAUAGUUUUUGCUAACUUGAAUGUUCAUCUGCUGUCUGCGUGUACCUACCGUAUGGAUAGCGUUAACGAGAGUGACGAGGAGAUCCUACACGAUUUGAGUCUGCUGAAGGAAAAGACGAGACAUGCCUACCCCGGUGGACGCAUCGACAGUGGAGGUAAAAGAAAACCAAGCAGAGCCAAACACCAGAGGGAAGACAGCCACAGAGUGUUUGCCGAGGAAAGGGCAAACGAGUUACACAGACGGAAGAGGGAAGCCGUUUCCACCGCAACGCAGAAGCGAAGCAAAGGGAAGAAAGAAUCCAUUUAUGGGAAGCCCCCCGAGGGGAAGCACCAGCCAUCCUACGUAACUACCGAACGGGGGGAGGGGCGGAAAAACGUCUACUUGGUGAAGCAGAAAAAAAAAAAAAAAAAUUCCGAUGGGAACUUGAGGAGGAGGGUGUUCCUCUACGACUGGGUGGUCAGCACGAGUGUAAAGGUGGACGUUGAGAGGAAGAAGCGGAAGAGGAGGGGGGCCAUUCGGGGGAGCGAGGUGCAUCGGUCGAAGCAGGCGCAGCGAUCGAAGCAGGCACAACAAUCGAUGCAUACGCAACGAUCGAAGCAGACAGAGAGAGGGACGCACACCCCCCAGAGGGAAAACCCCCCCAAAAGGGAGGAAGCACAAAGAGGCUCCCUCGUGCACGUCAGCAAAACGCACUUCCACAUAUCCACGCAGCACCUCAAGGUGAGGUGCGGCCUCCUGCACGCCCCCCUAACUUCCCACGGCGCGAUAAAUGCCCUGCGGGUGGAACAGGUGAGCAGCUCAUCCAACCAGGCAAAGCAGCACAAGGAAAAGCAGCACAAGGAAAAGCAGCACAAGGUGUACCUAAGCCUGAUGGGCGUUCGGAAAUUUGUUUUGCGGCGUGGCGGGGCAAUGCCAGCCGAGUGCCUUCACGGACAGAGCAACAUGGGUGGAGAUUCGCUCCUAUCCCAUGACGAACCGCAUAUCAGUGUGAUUCCCCUGCGAGAGUUCUGCCUCUACACCGUCGUGGAGUUUAUGAACAUCCUCUGCUUCUACACGCGCGUUAGUUAUGCGCUUAAUCGGGGAGAGUCUUUACGCGUGAAGUCCGGCGAUAAGGGGGGGAAGAAUCUCCCCCCGGAGGUUUUAACACCCAGUUUGGCAGCCCUGGAUGGGAGUCGCACAUCAAAAGAGGGAGGAACAGAUGAACGGGGGAACAUCGCGUGGAAGCGGACUAGCCGCUUUCCCUUCGUCUCGAAGAGGGACGCCGCCGAGCGGGGGGGGAGCAGCCCCCUCAGUAGUAACUCCUCGAAGGACGCGCCAUCUGGGGGAAGCGGCGGGGGACACGCUCCUGUGCAGGAGAACCAAGCAAACCGGGCAAUCAACGCAGACCGCACGAAUGACACCCGCAGAAUGGUCAGCGGAGUUACCACCCCCCAGGCGAGGGACACCCAUUUAAAGAACUCCCAAGCAGACCGGCACGGGAGGAACAUGGCCACCCCCCCAAAAGUGCAGGUGACGAAGAACGGCGUAAACCUAAUUGUGAGCAACGUGUCCGUAGGCGUAAACAACAACGAUUUGCUAAUUUUGAAGCUUCUGGUGGAGGACUUGAAGAACCUGGGGAGGCAGCUGCGCGAGGGGAAGGUGUACACGUGCAGGUACAGCUACCGGGGGGUGGUGAUCUCCUCCAAGUUCCGCAAGGGGGGGGGCGGCAGCAAGCGAGGAGGCAAGCGAGGAAGCAAAGUCGGCGGUGGGGGCGGCAUCAAACGCGGCACGCGAGCGACGAACAAGCUGCACAUCAGCGUGGACGCGUUGAAGGUGUCCUGCCUAACUCUGGGGUACCUGCACGAGCUGUUCUCCCUAAACUGUGUAAACAACCAGCUGACGUUGAGGAGUAGAAGCCGAAAGGGGAAGCCCAGAAAAACACAAGUGGUGCUGAACAUGAAACAGAUGAAUGGGCUAUGCAUAGAAGUCUCACACUUUAGCAGUAGCUUAUUUAAAAACGCGAGGAAGGUUCCCUUUGUAGAUCCAUUCGAUCUGUCAUUUAGCUACAACAUGGAUGAGAGGAAAAAGAAGAAGCUCUGGAUUUAUAUAAAAAAUGACGUUCGCAUCUAUCUGGGGAGAAGCAUAAUGAAUUUCGUUUUCCUCUUCAAUGAGCACUUCGUCCAUUCGUACUUUGCCUACCAUGAGUGCAUGCUCAGCAGUCAGGUCACCAACGAGAGGGUAAAGACCAUCAGGGAUCUGCGCAAUUUGGAUUCCUCCCCAAAUGAGCUGAACAAGGAAUUUAUAAUUUUAAAAAAUUACACGUCUUACAAUUUGGCCUACGAGUAUGAGGAGAACGUCGGGUUGGUGAAGGGGAGGCAGGACGGCCUCAUUGUGGGUGCCAAUUUGUUUGUCCUCCUCAUUUACAGCGUGGAGGAUGCCAGCCUGAGGAGGAAGGUUUUUCUCAAGGGGAGGGGGUACCCCUCCAUGGGGAGAGAUUACCUCUCUUCUGGGAGAGACUACCCCUCCCGGGGGAACCACCCCCACUCGCUGCACGACCCACACCACAAGAAAACCCUCAACGAGAAGAACUACCUACACAUCGACGUGGGCCUCCAUGAGAACAAAAAGUGCAUCAGAGUGUACCCCUACUUUUUUGUGAAGAUCCUGUUCGAUGAGUACCUCAAGCGGGACGUCGCCUCGAUAGAGGGGGACUCCACUUUACCGAAGAAUAACCCCUCAAGUGGAGGUGGGGGGGGGAAGAAAAAAGCAAAGCAAUUUCUCCAUUUGAAGUUAAAGUUUAUCAAGGCGAACACGAUCAACACGUGCGUGGUGAAGGAGAAGCAGAGUGCCUUCAGCGUCCCCUUUCACUUUAUGAAGAGGUGCGAAUUCAUCCAGCUCGUGGUGAAGAUGCACAGGGAUAAGCUGUACGUGAGCAACAAAAUGAAGUUCUCCCAGUUUUUGAGGCUGCGGAGGUACGUCUUUAGGGACGUGCACGACGGAGUGCAUGUGCUCUACUGCGGCUUCUUCUUCCUGGUGAAGAGGCGCAUGUGUGGGGAAGCGGCAAAAGAUCUACACCAGGAGGGGGGAGCAAAAGACCUACACCAGGAGGGCGAAGCAAACGGAGUGCACCUGAAGGGGGGGGCAAAAGACCUACGCGUGAAGGGCGAACCAAACGGAGUGCACCUGGAGGGAGAAGCCCCCGCGGAAGAAGCCAAGUACGCCAAACUAUUCAGCGUCGUCCAAGUGGUAGAAAAGAACGUUCACGUCCUGUCGAUCCAAAACUGCAUGCAGAUAAUUAACCUGACCCCCUUCCACAUCAACGUGUUGCUGAAGAGAGAAAAGGGAAGAAUCAAGACCUACAGCCUGCCCAGUUUCGACUUCGCUAAUGUGUAUCACUUUUGCUUCCUAGACAAUCUCAUUCUGAAUUUUAGUCUCUCCUUCUACCGCCAGUGGAUCAAAUUCUUCAGGGUGAACAAUGAGGCGUAUUUCGCGCGUGCGGAGGUGAGGCAGGAGUUGUUCGCGGCGGCAGGCGGUCAGCCAGGCGGCCAAGCAGCAGGCCAAGCGGCAAGCCAACCGAGUGACCAACCAGCAGACCAACCGCCAGACGAACCGGCGGACCAACCGGCGGACCAACCAGUCGGCCGGGCGAACGCAGCCCCCCCGCCCCAAAUCCUCUUUUUUGAGAUCGUCAAAUUUCACAGCCUCUACUUCGUGGUGUACAUCUACAUGCGGGAGCAGACCUACACCAUCGCCAUCGUGAGCAAGCACAACAUUGUGAAUUACACGAGGAACGCCCUGCAGUACUACGUGCUGAACGACGAGGAGGACUGUCUGGACGACCUCAAAUUCGAGAGCGAAGUUAAGAAGUACAGUCUGAAGGAAACGUACGGCGCGCUCAAGGAGGAUUUCCUUCUGCUGCCCCCGGUUGUGGAGAAGAGGGUCUUCGCGGCGGACGGGGAUGUUUUGAGGGUAGCAGAAGGGGAAAAGAAGAGCCAAGGGGAAGGGGAAGAAGAGGGAAAAGAAAAGGGCAAAAAAAAAGAUAGAGACGAUGGCCAAACCAGAGACCGAGGCAGAGACGGUGGCAAAGACCCCACCGAGGGGCGCAUCAAAAACUACUGCUUCAACCACCGCUUCGCCCUCAACAGCCACAACAAGGCGGCGAGCGGCGACUCCGUCUCCUACGAAGUAAACAGGUCCUACACGAAGGUGAUUCAGCUCAACGAGGAGUACUUGACGGUGCGCGUCCACCACGUGCGCUUCCACUGCUUUGGCAUUUCCUUCGUCCAGUUCUUUCCCUACCUCGUUCUGGUCAACCUCACCAAGUACUCCUUCGAGGUCAAGUCCAAGCCGCAGGACGCGCUGGAGGGGGAGCGCCAGACACAGCAGCGGGAGAGGCAGCGGGAGCGGGAGCGGCAGCCGCACGACUCGGACCAAAGCGACGACCUGAACUUCAGCGAGCACUCCUGCUUCUCCCCCACGAGCGAGGACGACUCGGGGGGAGGCGCACCAGGUGGGCACCCUCAACGAAGCGGCUACCUCGGGAAAAUCGCCGCCCUCUUUGACGAAGAGAAGGCGGAGAGCAGCCGCGCUGACCGCACCCACCUGCUGGAGAGCAUGAGCGUGCAGGAGCUAACCAUAAAGAACAAAAGCGCGUGGGACUUCGUCAGCCUUAAGGUGAGGAAGCCGGGGGGCGCAGGCCAACUUCUGCCCGACGAAGUGUCGCUCAACAAAGUGCCGCUCAGCAAAGUGCCGCUGGACGAAGUGCCACUCAUCGAUAUGCCGCUCAACAAAGGGAACCGCCCGGGAAGAGCCAAACUGGUUAACUACGCACGCGCGCUGAAAGUCCUGGCCCGGAAGACCCUCGAGAGGAGGGGGGCCCCCCGGGUGGUGAAGACCAAACACGUGAGGGGGAAGUACCUAAGGAUCCACAAAAACUGCUCCACCUACUUCUACACGUACAAGUACGCUCAUAUUCAAAUGAAGAACGACCAGCACCUGACGGUGGUGAAGGAGAAGCUCUUUCACAUCGCCACGGUGGAGAAGGACAAAACGUAUUACGUUUUUAUUAAGAGAGUUCCGCUCUUGUUGGGGGGGGAAGAAGAAGACGGAGGAGAGACCCCUGAAGAGGAAGCCCCACCUGUUGAGGAAGCCACCUCGGAAGGGGAACCCCCCCUUGGAAGGCUCCGCUCAGCCGAGGACAACCGCACCCUCCACGCAUGCAAUAGCUUACCCAAAGUGCACCCCGACCCCGUGGCCUUCACGAAGAGGAACCCCAUGAGACGAGCAUUCCAAAGCUACAAAGAGAAGAUAAACGAGCAGGUGAUGAGAAAGAAGGGGAGCAUCCACAUUUAUAAUAAUUUGGAGGUCCCCUUCUUUGUUAACCCAGCCCAAAGCAGACACCUCUUUUUUGUUAAGAGAAGGUACGUGAUCUUCAAAGGGGAGAAAUGUAUUUUUUUUUUCUUUCCAAAAUUUAUUUUAAUGAAUGGGUCCCUACAGUUGCUACUCAAGCUGGGAGAUGACAUGCAGAUGAGAAGAUACCAAUCGGUUAGGAACUACCUCCACUUGGUAAAAACCGCAGAGAUGUAUCAAAACUUCCACGUGAUGAAGUUCUCCCUGGUUUGUAACCUCAUUUCGUCCUUUUCCUUUUCCUUUUUCCUGCUCAAGAGGAGGAGAGUUAAAGGGGUUGUCCCUGGCAUGGGGGAAACCCAACAGGUGUACUACGAACUGUACCUCGUGAAGCACCACUGCGAUAUGGUGCUCAACAAAAAUAAUGAUGCUAACAUGAUUGUGAAUGGAGUGAGGGAGUCCCAGUUUUUGAAGAAUGUCUUUUCGCUGGACUACUUUUUCCACUUCCUCAAGGGGGAGAGGCACAUGGUGGGGGAGUCCCCAAUAGGGGCGUCGCCCAAGUGGAAUCACACGAAUGGCUCGCUCCCCCGAAUGGAGGACACGAGGGGGGGGGUCAUCUACGUGAACAACCUCUACGGACUGAGCGAGAAGGACCUGGUCAAUGUCAAAUUGUUUAUUAAGAGUGUUAACCUGUUGCUGAAGUUCGAGGACCUGUCGGGGGAGGCCACUACCCUCGUGCAGAUGAAUCAGCGGAUUCACUUUAGCAAAAUUUUCUUCAACUUGUUCACCUUCCAGUGCCUGGACGGGAAGUCCCUGGCGCGGAGGAAGCGCUGCAUAGGGUUCUGCCGGGUGCGCGGGGGGAGGAAAGAGCGCAGCGGGAAGGGGAGCCAUCUGCAGAAGUUGCAUAUGCAGGGGAGUCAUCCGGAGGGGUGGCAUAUGCAGGGUUUGUCCGAUGAGCCGGGCGAAUGGGGAGGGAGUCCCCUAAGGAGGAGCGGCAGCAUGGUGAGGCGGCUACUCAGGAGAAGCGGGCCAGAGAGUGUCACCACGAUGGCGGCGGACACGAUGGCGGCAGGCACGUUUGCGGCAAGCACGAUGGCGGCAGGCACGAUGGCGGCAGGCAGGACGAGCCGGGGGCCGGGGAGAACCCUCUCCCUGACGAGGAAAAGAAACGCUUCAAAAAUCUACAGCGUGUAUAGACUGUUCAAGAGCAAGCUCUACUGCCAGUACUCCUCCCACCUGUUCUGCAGCUACGUGAAGAACGUCCUCCUGUAUAGGCAGCUGUUUGAUUUGCUAAAAAGCAACGUGCAUGUGGUCAGCAUGAGCUUUUCCGAUUUCUACGAGAGAGUGCUCAUCCUAAUAGAUAACAUCCGUGUGAGUAAAGAAGACGAGGGGGUAGAAAAGAAACCCUUCGAAGGAAACAGCCACACCAUUCUUACCAAAUAUAAUGAGGAGGAAACGUGUGUGCAUGUAAAUAUAGACUUGCUAAAACAGAGGGUUAUGAAAUACAAGCAUAUUUAUAAUAGCCUGAAUAUCGUGCAUGCUUGCUGUCACUUGGAGAGAGCGAGGAGACAGAGGAAGAGGCGCAGACAGAGAGAGACAAUCGAGUGGGUUGACCCCUCAAAUGUGGUCUCCACCAACAGAGGUGAGAGGAAGGGGGGGGAGACCCUCCUAGUGGAAGAGACCAAAGGAAGAAGAGUCACCUUCACCGAAAGGAACGCUGCGCGCGUGGUGAGCUCGAACCACUUCGCCAGGAACAGGGCGCACGCGCUGCUGUACAGCGCCUACCACUUUUACAAGAGGGGGAGGGGCUCUCGGCGGGGCUCCUCCGACGGCGACAGAGAGGGGGGUGAUGCCAACCGCGGACAUGCCACCGGCCGAGAUACGAACCGCUCCGAUGCCAACCGCGGACAUGGGGCGACGCGCCAAAUAGACAACCUGGUGCAGUUCAUCGAGCAGAUAAAGCAGCAGAAGCUGAGCGGGAGGCGCAGGGAGAUCAUCAAGAACCUCUCCAUCGAAAUUGCAAGCCUGAGUCUGACGCUGGACUAUAACUACUUCGUCAACGUCGUGCCCCAGUGCUACGAGUACGUGUGCAGGCAGUGGCGCUACUUCAGCGUUGCCGGCAGUAGCGGAAGUAGCGGCAGUAGCGGCAGUAGCGGCAAUCGAGGCAAUCGCGGUAAUAGGGGAAGUCCUCCCAAUCGCUGUAGGGGCAGUCCGCCCAGCCGAGGCGACGGCGCGCUGCGGGCGCUGCUGCACGGGGGGGAAGGGCUGAGCGAACUCCAGCCGUUCGCCGCCGCGCGCAGCCUGUACAUACCCACGAGCGAAAAAAAAAGGAAUUUCCUCCUCUACAUAUAUAACCUUGACAUCAAAAAGACGAAGAUCUACAUUAACGUGAAUUACCUGCUGAAGUUAUUGCUGACGAAAAACUUCCUCAUGAACAUAUCGGCCAUCAAAAUAAAAAAUAAAAAAAAAAAAAACAUACAGUAUAUUUUAAAAAAAAUAAAAAAAAUAUAUUUUUACAAUUACAUUAGCAUCUUUUUUUAUCUUUUGAAAAAUAUUAAUAUAUCGGAACACUCCUCCUCCACGACGUUAAAUGUGUUGUCCUUUUUGGAGAGUCUUUUAAAAAACAACCUGCAGUUGCUGUGCCCCUUGAAUAACCUCUACAGCAUCGUUGUUACGCUGAAGCACAAGUGCGAGCACCAGCUGGAGCAUAGCAGUAAGGCGGCCACGAGGAUUAACCAAGACUCAACUUACCCAUUAAAUAAACACAUUAAUCCCUUCUUCAGCUUCGAACCCAGUCGGGGACUUUUAAUUUCCAGACAGUACUAUCGCUACUAUGCGCAGCAGCAGAGGGAAAACAGGACCAGCGCCUACUUGAAGAACUUUUUCUCCUUUAGCUACCCAACGUUUUUUUGGAAAAGUGUUUUUACGAGCCCAUUUUCCAAGGAGCUGCGGCAGCGUAGCGGUACUGCCAUGCGGAGGACACUCCUCGAUGUGCUCAGCCGAGUCUCCCCAGGGGAUGAUUCCCCCCUACAGCGUCCUGCUGAACGGGUAGGUAGCGGCACCCCCCUGAGGGGUAAACCCCACACCGCUGGGGGAGAUGCCAAACAGGCACGUGCACUUCAGCGGGCCAGCCGCGCCCCACGGGGAACCCCCCAAAGUGAGGCGGAACCGCGGCGCACGCGGGGGGAAGCUGACCAGCCGAAGCAAAAAAAGAAGAAGCUGAAAAGGAGGAAAAAGCGAGACGUGCAAAAUAUAACGCACAUAUCGUUCACGCACAAUCUAAAUAUAGGGAAGUGA
This is a messenger RNA of Plasmodium vivax (malaria parasite P. vivax), 13020 nucleotides long. RefSeq lists its product as hypothetical. Lineage: Eukaryota; Apicomplexa; Aconoidasida; Haemosporida; Plasmodiidae. The coding region runs from base 1 to 13020 and encodes 4339 amino acids. The record is from RefSeq and is a predicted model, not a curated record. The transcript is spliced from 3 exons.